AUGUCUGCGAUGCUACUUUGUAUUACAAUCUAGGUAUAUCAUGUGUCUAAAAACUAGGAAUUCUAUUUGAUCAACAAGGAGACUUGGAAAAUGCACUACAAAACUGUAGGAAGGCUAUUACAUUAAAUCCAAAUUUUGCUGAUGAGUAUAUAAAGCAAGGAAUAUCAUGUAGUGUAAUAAUUAGGAAUUCUAUUUUUAAUACAAAGAAAAAAUAAAAAGUAGAUGUGCAGAAGUAAAUUAUCUAGUCAUAUAAUUAAGAGUUCUAUUUAAAUAACAAGGAGACAAUGAAAUGGCACUACUAAUAUGUAUAAAAUAAUAAUGUAAAAGAAAGCUUUAUCAGAACAGUUUUAAAGGUAAGCACAUGAGUUCAAUAGGAAGUGAUUAAUUAAACUCUUAAGGGAUGGUUCAUUCUUAGAUGAUUCAAAGGAUUGUUAUUUCAGCAUCUGUUUUAAUAUUUUUGAUAGGUUCAGACAUAGGAAUUAUUAAUGGCCUUUAUUUUUUUAAUCUUUUUUUGAAAACUGAAUUAGAUUCGGCUGGCAAUAAAUUUUUAAGUCUUGAAGUUAUCAAUUCAGGAUCCUUGGAUAAUGGAAUUUAAUAAUUUAUAGAUUUUUAUUAUGAAUAAAUAGCUAAAAUUUUAACUGAUUUUGAAAAUUUUUAAACUUCCCAUUAAUAUGAAACUAGUUUUAUAUUGAAAAAUACACUUUGA
Messenger RNA from Paramecium primaurelia, 706 nucleotides. The record is from the annotation of a GenBank genome assembly. Lineage: Eukaryota; Ciliophora; Oligohymenophorea; Peniculida; Parameciidae.